UUCCUCUUGUUUCGGAGCGAGAGGACCAGGGCAUUUUUGGCCCUCCAUCUAAAUCUUUAACCAUCCACCGGCUAAAGUAUCGAUAACUUUCGCCAGAAUGACCGAGCAGAUGACGUUAAGGGGGACCCUUAAGGGCCAUAGUGGAUGGGUGACCCAGAUCGCCACUACCCCCCAGUUUCCAGACAUGAUUCUGUCCGCGUCCCGAGACAAGACCAUCAUCAUGUGGAAACUGACUCGUGAUGAGACGAAUUACGGUAUCCCGCAGCGUGCUCUAAGAGGUCACUCUCACUUUGUGAGCGAUGUGGUCAUCUCUUCUGAUGGUCAGUUUGCUCUCUCUGGCUCCUGGGAUGGAACCCUGCGCCUGUGGGAUCUGACCACUGGCACCACGACCCGUCGUUUUGUGGGGCACACAAAGGACGUUCUCAGCGUGGCGUUCUCUGCUGAUAACCGUCAGAUUGUGUCAGGAUCGCGAGACAAGACCAUCAAGCUAUGGAACACCCUGGGAGUGUGCAAGUACACCAUCCAGGAUGAGAGCCACACUGAGUGGGUGUCCUGCGUUCGCUUCUCCCCCAACAGCAGCAACCCCAUCAUUGUUUCCUGCGGCUGGGACAAGAUGGUGAAGGUGUGGAAUCUGGCCAACUGCAAGCUGAAGACCAACCACAUCGGUCACACUGGCUACCUGAACACCGUCACCGUGUCUCCCGACGGCUCCCUGUGUGCAUCUGGAGGAAAGGACGGUCAGGCAAUGUUGUGGGACCUGAAUGAGGGCAAACACCUGUACACUCUGGACAGCGGAGACGUUAUCAACGCCCUGUGCUUCAGCCCCAAUCGCUAUUGGCUCUGUGCUGCCACCGGCCCCAGCAUCAAAAUCUGGGACCUUGAGGGGAAGAUCAUUGUAGAUGAGCUGAGACAGGAAGUCCUCACCACCAGCAAGGCUGAGCCGCCACAGUGCACCUCUCUGGCAUGGUCUGCUGAUGGGCAGACCCUGUUUGCAGGAUACACUGACAACUUGAUCAGAGUGUGGCAAGUCACUAUUGGAACUCGAUGAAGUCUUUUCUAAAGUUCAGUGGCUAAAUAAAAGUCUUUUUAAAAUGAAAA
Chanos chanos (milkfish) is the source of this 1098-nucleotide messenger RNA. Its product is annotated as guanine nucleotide-binding protein subunit beta-2-like 1. Lineage: Eukaryota; Metazoa; Chordata; Actinopteri; Gonorynchiformes; Chanidae. The record is from RefSeq and is a predicted model, not a curated record. Bases 98 to 1048 code for a protein of 316 amino acids. Gene Ontology annotation, molecular function: protein binding; ribosome binding; translation regulator activity. The transcript is spliced from 8 exons.